AUGUUUUACUUGGGAUGUAUAUUUCUUUGUCUUGUCACAGGAGAGAGAAUUAAAGGAUUUAAUAUUUCAGGUUGCUCCACCAAAAAAUUUCUUUGGACAUAUUCUACAAAGAGUGAGGAGGAGUUUGUCUUAUUUUGUAACUUACCAGGCCCACAGAAAUCCCAUUUCUACCACAGAAGUUCACUCUCAGCAACUCAAGGCCCUGGACACCUGCCCUGCAGUGAUAGUAAGGACUUAUCUGAGGUCCAGUGGUACCUACAACCGCAAAAUGGAGACACGCUAAGGGAAAUUACUAAAAACUAUUCUCACAUCAUCCUGGACAAGAUUACCCUACGUUUUCUGACCAUGGAGAUGAACAAUGUUGGGUCAUAUAUUUGUAGACCCAGGAUUAGGAGCCCCCAGGAUGAGGCCUGCUGUGUUAAGAUGGUCUUAGAAGCUAAGCCCAAGACAAACAUAUCCUGUGUGAGUUCUGUACCACAUAAGCAAUAUCUUCUUCUUGGUAGCACUGACUCCAUAUAUUGCCCCAGCCUUGGCUGCCAAAGGGAUGCACAGAGUCCAGAGGUGACCUGGUACCAGAAUGGAAGACUACUCUCUGAAAAAAGGAGCAACCCAAUGCAACUGGAUGAAAUUUAUGACUUUCACCAGGGCAUGUACACAUGUGAUUAUAGUCAGUCGGAUAAUGGAAGUUCAUGGACAGUCAGAGCUGUUGUUCAAGUGAAAACCAUUGUGAAGGAUACGACUCUCAAACCAGAUAUUCUAGAACCUGUCAAGGACAUCCUGGAAAUAGAACUUGGAAAGUCUUUGACUCUUCACUGCACAGCACGAUUUGGCUUCGAAAAGAACUUUAAUCCUGUGAUAAGAUGGUACAGCAAAGAUUCUGACCAGGAGUUGGAAAUCCCAACAACUGAGGUGAGAAGUGUUAAAGCCACUUUUGAGGAUGAAAUCAUCAAGUGUGUUGUCCACUUGAAAGAGGUUACUCAGAGUGAUCUUCACAAGACAUUUAUUUGCUUUGCCCAGAAUUCCAUUGGGAACACUACUCAGUCCAUUCAAUUGAGGGAAAAGAAAAGAGUGGUGUUCCUGUACAUCCUUCUUGGCACUGUCAUGACCCUAGCAAGUGUGUUGACAGCAGCUGCUCUCCUCUUCAUGUACUGGAUUGAAAUAGUGCUGCUGUACCGAACCUACCAGAGCAAGGAUGAGACGCUCGGAGAUAAAAAGCAUUUUGAUGCUUUCAUAUCUUAUGCAAAAUGGAGCUCUUUUGAGAAUGAAGUAAGUUCAUCUGUGAGUGAAGAAAACUUGGCCCUGAAUCUAUUCCCUGAAGUUUUGGAAAACAAAUAUGGAUACACCUUGUGUUUACUUGAAAGAGAUGUGGCUCCAGGAGGAGUGUAUGCAGAAGACAUCGUGAACAUUAUUAAGAAAAGUAGAAGAGGAAUAUUUAUCUUAAGCCCCAGCUAUGUUAAUGGACCAAGUGUCUUUGAACUACAAGCAGCAGUGAAUCUUGCCUUGGAUGAUCAAACACUGAAACUCAUCUUAAUUAAAUUCUGUUCCUUCCAAGAGCCAGAGUCUCUACCUCAUCUUGUGAGAAAAGCUCUCCGGGUUUUGCCCACAGUCAAUUGGAAAGGCUUAAAAUCAGUGCCUCCCAAUUCCAGGUUCUGGACUCAAAUGCGCUACCACAUGCCUGUGAAAAACUCUAAAGGAUUCACAUGGAACUAUCUCAGAAUUAUCUCAAGAAUUUUUUCACUGGAAAGACUUAGUAAAACAGAAACCACUGGGAGGAGCUCUCAGCUCAGGGAAUGGGGAGCUGGGCCACCUGAACCACCUCCUUCCAGUCAUGAUGAGCAGAGAUGUUGA
Molecule: messenger RNA, 1848 nt
Organism: Pteronotus mesoamericanus
Lineage: Eukaryota; Metazoa; Chordata; Mammalia; Chiroptera; Mormoopidae
Gene: IL18RAP
Product: interleukin 18 receptor accessory protein
Exons: 10
Coding region: 1-1848 (615 amino acids)
Biological process (GO): interleukin-18-mediated signaling pathway
Molecular function (GO): interleukin-18 receptor activity
Source: RefSeq, a predicted model, not a curated record